Molecule: messenger RNA, 570 nt
Organism: Colletotrichum abscissum
Lineage: Eukaryota; Fungi; Ascomycota; Sordariomycetes; Glomerellales; Glomerellaceae
Product: ADP-ribosylation factor family protein
Exons: 5
Coding region: 1-570 (189 amino acids)
Biological process (GO): membrane organization; endoplasmic reticulum to Golgi vesicle-mediated transport; vesicle organization
Cellular component (GO): COPII vesicle coat; endoplasmic reticulum exit site
Molecular function (GO): GTP binding; GTPase activity
Source: RefSeq, a predicted model, not a curated record
AUGUGGAUUAUUAACUGGUUCUACGACGUCCUCUCAAGCCUCGGCUUGCUCAACAAGCAUGCCAAGCUUCUUUUCCUUGGCCUCGACAAUGCCGGAAAGACCACCCUCCUGCACAUGCUGAAGAACGACCGUGUCGCUAUCCUCCAGCCUACUCUUCACCCCACUUCCGAGGAGCUCGCCAUCGGCAACGUGCGCUUCACCACCUUCGAUCUCGGCGGUCACCAGCAGGCCCGCCGCCUGUGGAAGGACUACUUCCCCGAAGUCAACGGCAUCGUCUUCCUCGUCGACGCCAAGGACCACGAACGGUUCCCCGAGGCCAAGGCCGAGCUCGACGCCCUCUUGUCCAUGGAGGAGCUGGCCAAGGUGCCCUUUGUCAUCCUCGGCAACAAGAUUGACCACCCCGACGCCAUCUCGGAGGAGGAGCUCCGUCACCAGCUCGGCAUGUAUCAGACCACCGGCAAGGGCAAGGUGCCUCUGGAGGGAAUCCGACCUAUCGAGGUCUUCAUGUGCUCCGUUGUCCUCAGACAAGGAUACGGUGACGGUAUCCGGUGGCUCUCGCAGUACGUCUAA